Molecule: messenger RNA, 453 nt
Organism: Acanthosepion pharaonis
Lineage: Eukaryota; Metazoa; Mollusca; Cephalopoda; Sepiida; Sepiidae
Source: the annotation of a GenBank genome assembly
AUGAAUGUCUUUUGUCUGUUCCUGUUAGUGGUGGGUUUGUGCCAUUCUGUGUCCGCCGUGUGGCCCGAAACUCCGUUUCAAGCAGUGAAUUAUUUGCUUCGUUAUGGCUAUUUGAACCCGGAUUAUUCGAUGAGAACAAAUCCUUCUAAGUUACUCUUUUAUGCCGUAAAGAAUUUCCAGAAAAAGUCAAUGUUAAAUGCAACAGGAAAGAUUGACGAGUUUACGUUGCGUCAAAUGCAGAAGAAACGCUGUGGUGUUCCGGAUUUUUCCCGCGAAACGUUGAAAAAUAUAUUUCUCGGGCCUGACAUCAGAAUCUCACUGAGUAAACGAGAUGCAACACAAGGUAGGAAACCUGUCUCCUACGUGGUUACAACUGCGCCCAACACCCCACAUACUUUUUUUUUCUUAAUUUACAAGCAUUAUUCACUAUUUUUUUUAGUUUUUUUUUUUUAG